This is a messenger RNA of Ambispora leptoticha, 957 nucleotides long. The record is from the annotation of a GenBank genome assembly. Lineage: Eukaryota; Fungi; Glomeromycota; Glomeromycetes; Archaeosporales; Ambisporaceae.
AUGCCUGGAGAAAAACCAAAAAUUGAUAUCUCCAAAGUUAUUGGAUACGAAUAUCCUCCUCAAAAAAUAUCCUAUAAUAGGAGAGACGUGAUUUUACAUGCACUUGGUAUUGGAAUAGGUCCAGAAGAAUUAAAAUUCGUAUAUGAAUUAGAUCCGAAUUUCGCAGUCUUUCCCACGUAUCCGCUUGGUCUCUCAUUGAAAGGCGAUAGCAACGAUGUAAAUUCUUUUGCUGAACGUGUCGCUCUUAGUGCUUCAAUACCCGGCUUUCCACCAGCUAAUUCAAAAAAAAUUGUAAACGGUCAACAAUCAUUGGAGAUUUUGCAUCACCCAUUGCCGCUAGAAGGAAAUUUUGAGAUGCGUUCCAAGAUCGUUGGUGUAUAUGAUAAAGGAAAAGGAAUGGUUCUCGUCGAUAAACACUCUACAUUAAUCGACCCAAAAACAAAUAUCGUAUAUGCUAAAUUAGAAAAUCAAUCUUUUAUGUUUGGGCUUGGUAGUUUUGAUGGUCCAAAACAAGAAAAAGGGCCAAGAUUUGUGCCACCAAAAGAUAAAAAUCCAGACGCAAUAGAUGUUUUGAAGACGGAAACAAAUCAAGCAUUGUUGUUUAGGCUUUCUGGGGAUUACAACACUUUGCAUGCUGACCCAACGGUUGGUCAAUCCAUUGGAUUCAACGGAGCAAUUCUCCAUGGAAUAGCCACCAUGUCAUUUGCUGUUCGUUCCAUUCUCAAACAUUUCGCAGAGAACGAUCCAACUCGUUUUAAAUCAGUGACUGGCCGAUUCUCGAACCCUGUAUAUCCCGGAGAAACAUUGGAAACACGCAUUUGGAAAAUUAAGGAGGAUAAAUCCACGAUUUUAGUGGUUUUUGAAACUGUUUUAAAAGAACGAAAUAAAGUUGCAAUUAGUAACGGGGCGGCUGUUUUGCUUAAAAAAAGUGCCGGCGUUGAAAGUGCAAAGUUAUGA